This is a messenger RNA of Arabidopsis thaliana (thale cress), 2885 nucleotides long. RefSeq names its product cation/hydrogen exchanger 14 (gene CHX14). The transcript has 3 exons. Lineage: Eukaryota; Viridiplantae; Streptophyta; Magnoliopsida; Brassicales; Brassicaceae. Gene Ontology annotation, molecular function: antiporter activity. Gene Ontology annotation, biological process: monoatomic cation transport; potassium ion transmembrane transport; transmembrane transport. Gene Ontology annotation, cellular component: membrane. Bases 239 to 2728 code for a protein of 829 amino acids. The record is from RefSeq and is marked reviewed.
CUCACUUCCCUUUUUGUCUCUGACCUUUAAACAAAACUUAGAUACCAUUCUAGAUCUGAUGAUAGCAAGAUAAUCAACAAUUCCCCAAAAUAAAAACAGAGUCCUCUGUUUUGUUCUUCAUCUCUCACUAAGAGAUUCUCAUCUGUCGGCAUCAAGUAGGUUCUGCAUAUUUAGAGAGAAAUCUCUCUUCCUCCACGUUCUUCUCACUGUCUUUGGUACGCACAAAAAGAACAGAGCGAUGUCAAAGCUAGACCUGGAGGAGGUGAACUCGAUGCAGAGAGGCAAAGUUCAUGGGCCAUUCUUGGUGGAAAACAUGGUGUGCCAGAAAAACCACAUGUUGACCUCAAAGGGUGUUUUCUUGGGCAGUGACCCUCUCAAAUACGCAAUGCCACUUAUGUUGCUGCAAAUGUCCGUCAUCAUCAUCACCUCAAGGCUUCUCUACCGCCUCCUCAAGCCCUUGAAGCAAGGCAUGAUCUCUGCCCAAGUCUUGGCUGGGAUCAUCCUAGGACCGUCUCUCUUUGGCCAAAGCAGCGCAUAUAUGCAGAUGUUCCUCCCCAUAAGCGGCAAAAUCACUUUACAAACGCUCUCAAACCUCGGGUUCUUCAUCCAUCUCUUCUUACUUGGACUAAGAAUCGACGCUAGCAUCAUUCGUAAAGCUGGUUCCAAAGCCAUACUCAUUGGCACAGCUUCCUACGCCUUGCCAUUCUCCCUCGGUAACCUCACUGUCCUCUUUUUGAAAAACACUUACAACCUCCCGCCAGACGUUGUCCACUGCAUAAGCACAGUGAUCUCCCUCAAUGCAAUGACCUCAUUCCCGGUCACCACAACCGUCUUAGCUGAGCUUAACAUCCUUAACUCUGAUCUUGGACGGUUAGCCACAAACUGCUCCAUUGUCUGUGAGGCCUUUAGCUGGAUAGUUGCACUUGUUUUCAGAAUGUUCUUGCGGGAUGGGACACUAGCUAGCGUUUGGUCUUUCGUUUGGGUGACUGCUCUUAUCCUCGUGAUUUUCUUCGUCUGCAGACCGGCUAUCAUCUGGUUGACAGAGAGAAGAAGCAUUUCGAUCGAUAAAGCAGGCGAGAUCCCAUUCUUCCCGAUCAUAAUGGUCCUGCUGACGAUAAGCUUGACCUCCGAAGUUCUCGGGGUCCAUGCGGCGUUUGGAGCGUUCUGGCUCGGAGUAUCACUCCCGGAUGGACCUCCUUUAGGGACCGGGCUCACCACAAAGCUCGAAAUGUUUGCAACGAGCCUUAUGCUCCCUUGUUUCAUCUCCAUUAGUGGAUUGCAGACCAAUUUCUUCAUUAUCGGAGAAAGCCACGUGAAGAUCAUUGAGGCCGUUAUACUCAUCACCUACGGCUGCAAAUUCCUAGGAACAGCAGCAGCUUCCGCUUAUUGCAACAUACAAAUCGGAGACGCAUUUUCUUUGGCCCUCUUGAUGUGUUGCCAAGGAGUCAUUGAGAUUUACACAUGUGUCAUGUGGAAAGACGAAAAGGUUCUAAACACAGAAUGCUUCAAUCUCCUUAUCAUCACGCUCUUGCUCGUGACAGGUAUUUCGCGGUUCCUCGUAGUUUGCCUCUAUGACCCGUCUAAACGCUACAGAAGCAAGAGUAAGCGAACGAUCCUCGAUACGAGACAACGGAACCUUCAGUUCCGGCUCCUGCUCUGUGUCUACAACGUUGAAAAUGUACCUUCCAUGGUUAAUCUUCUAGAAGCUUCUUACCCGAGUAGGUUCAGCCCGAUCUCUGUCUUCACACUCCACCUUGUCGAGCUUAAAGGUCGAGCGCACGCCGUGCUCGUGCCGCAUCAUCAGAUGAACAAACUCGAUCCCAACACAGUUCAAUCCACUCACAUCGUCAACGGUUUCCAACGAUUCGAACAGCAGAACCAAGGAACCCUAAUGGCUCAGCAUUUCACAGCUGCAGCUCCAUUCUCCAGCAUCAACGAUGACAUUUGCACUCUCGCCCUCGACAAGAAAGCGACGCUCAUCGUCAUCCCUUUCCACAAACAGUACGCGAUAGACGGGACGGUAGACCACGUGAACCCAUCAAUCCGUAACAUAAACCUUAACGUGCUAGAAAAGGCACCUUGUUCUGUCGGAAUAUUCAUCGAUCGAGGAGAAACAGAAGGCCGCCGCUCGGUCCUCAUGAGCUACACAUGGCGAAACGUCGCAGUGAUCUUCAUCGAAGGCCGAGAUGACGCAGAAGCCCUAGCUUUCUCCAUGAGAAUCGCAGAGCACCCGGAAGUAAGCGUCACGAUGAUCCAUUUCCGCCAUAAGAGCUCCCUCCAGCAGAACCACGUAGUAGAUGUGGAAUCCGAAUUAGCAGAGUCCUACCUUAUAAACGAUUUCAAGAAUUUCGCAAUGAGCAAACCGAAAAUCAGUUACAGAGAAGAGAUAGUGAGAGAUGGCGUGGAAACCACGCAAGUGAUUAGUUCACUAGGGGAUUCAUUCGAUCUGGUGGUUGUGGGUCGUGACCAUGACCUUGAGUCGUCGGUGUUAUACGGACUUACAGACUGGAGCGAGUGCCCUGAGCUAGGUGUGAUCGGAGACAUGUUUGCGUCGUCGGAUUUUCAUUUCUCGGUGCUAGUGAUUCAUCAACAAGAAGGAGAUUCUCUAGCGAUGGAUAAUAGCUAUAAAUUGCCAGCUUCACCUCAUAGGGUUGGGGAUCCAAGAGUGCACCCUCGUUUCUCUGUUGAAGAAGGCUUUACUUCUGUUGAUCUUCACAGCAACCGUUAAAUUAGUCUCUUUUUCUUUUUUCUUUUACUAUUUUUUUCACUUAUACAUAAAUAAAGAAUGUAAAUUUUUAGCGUUGGUCAUUAACUCACGAAAAUAUUAGUAUAGUAUUACAUUCUUCAUAAAACAUUAUAAAAAAAAGAUUGAUGCUUAUUACAUA